AUGGAGAAUAUUAUCAAGCAGGGCUACCUGAAGAAGGCCAAGCCUAUCGCAGCAGACAGUCCACGCUCCAGCCUUUGCUCAAGUCUCCUUCAGCUUUUUGAAUCAAGUCGAUGGUACAUGUUCAUUGUGAGAAAUGGCCGACCAUUCCUGGAAAUUUAUGAGAAGGAGCAGAGCGCAUUCUCAGGGCAACCUAUGACAUCAUAUGAACUAAGCUCAUGCUACAAAAUUACAUACACCCUCGGAAGAACGAGUAAAGCUUGGACCUUCUGUUUGUUUCUAGAAGAACGGGUCUUGGAAAUAACUGCAGAAUCAAGGGACCAGAUGUUGGAUUGGUGCCGAAAUUUAGAAAGGACUUUGGUGCAUUAUGGAAAAAUUAAACAGAGCACGGACCAUGUGUAUGUGGAAUAUCCAGUCCGGUAUACACCAAAAAAAACGGGUCUGGAACAGGAAGCAGCAUUAGAAGCUGGUGCAUCAGCUUCAGUUCAAGAUCCACAGAACCCUCAGAACCAUACUGGAAUACCUGAACCUACUGAGGAAGAUUACCAAGACUUUCUGGAAUUGAUUGAUCACAUGAGUGAUGAUGAUGAUGAUGUAGAUGUUGAUAGUGAAGAAACCAAUUUGAAGACUGAAGCAUCUAGAAACAUUCCCAGUCCUCAAAGUCCUGAAGUUCCAACCAAACUUAAAGAUUAUGUUCAAAGUGCCCAGGGGGCUGAGGGUGGUAGCUCAGUAACUGCUGAUAAAGACAGUAGUGACAAUGAAAUGGAUACGUCGGAGGAUGAUUUUGUUACCCCAGACUUCUGGUUGUCCAAUAAACUUCCUCCAGUACCUCGGAGAUCAGACUCGCACCAAUUCCACACUUCUACUAGACCAUUGUCAGAACAAAUCCAUGCUAUGACAUCAUCUGUACCACCUUUACCAGCCAGAGGUAGAUCUUACAUAGAGAAAGGACCCACAUUUAUCAGUAGUGCUGUUGUAAAUGUUGAUUCUGAUUUAAGAGCACCGCCUCGAAGAAAAUACCAGGAAAGUAAUUUACUGGUUAAAGGAUUAAAUAAAACUGCAUCAAAAUCAGUGAGUGAAGAUAAUGUUUCUGUGCGUUCUCCUCUUGUCACUUCUAAUGCUGAUGAUAUAGAGGACUUGGAUGAUGGGUAUGAUAAUGUUGUCGAACUUAGGAAGUCAAAUUCAGAUAGUGCAGCCACUGACCCUUGGGUUCGCAGCUUGGAAAACAAUGAUGUAAACAGUAGAAAAUCUACUCUAAAAGCAUACGAUGAUGCACAGUUGUUUGUUCAUUUGCCGAGUAAGGGUGAUGAUUAUGAGGACAAUUAUAGUCUUAGCACGCCUACUCCAGAAGACAACUUCAACUUUGAUUGUACACAAAAGCCUGCAUCACACACUUCCUCAGGUGAUGAGGAGAGUGUCCUUAAAGGUAACAAACCAGAUUUAGAUUCUGCUGCAACUGGUGUUAAACAGAUGACUUUAGGUGGGAAAGAUGAAAAUUAUAAUUUAUGUGAUAAAAAUGCUCAUGGGAAAAGUGCUUCCCCAGAUGAACUAAUCGCUUCAAAUCUUUAUGACUUUGGUAAAAGUUAUGUAGUCCAAGAACCUAUCAAUGUAAGGGCGGAAAACAUCUAUGACUUUGCCCGAUCUGAGAACACCCUUGUCCACACUCCAAUUCCCACCUCCUCACAGUCUAGUCAGCGGUCUAAUAUGGUUGUCCAUCCACCAACAUUUCCUACUUGUGGUCGGACAGAAUUCAGUGAGUUUGACUCAUUGUAUUCCAUUCCUAAGUCUGCCAAGCCUGUAGCUGGCCUUUCAACAGAGGAAGUAUUGCGUCCUGUUCGACCACCAAGACGAGUUACUCCAGAAUCUGCGCCAACUUUGUAUUCAGCUCCACAGAAACGAACGUCAAAGUCUCAUAGUAGUUCGUCCAUGGCUGAUGCUGAACCUCCUGUAGCCUUGUAUUCUGUACCUCAGAAAAAAGCUUCAAAGUCUCACAGUAGCUCUUCCAUGGAGAAUUCAUGUGAAAAUUCAAAGUCUUCUACAACACCUAAGACGAAAUCUAUGGAUUCCUUCCUAGCACCAAAACCUCCAUCUCUGGAUACUUUACCGAGCCAAAAACCCCCUUCAUUAGAAAGGGUGACCUGUCCAGUGCCACCUUCUUUAGAAACUCUACAUUCUCAAAAACAGACGUCUGUGACUUCACCUAAUCGGCGUAGCCCAAUUUCUAUGCGACCAUUGCCUUCAUUACCAACAAACUUUGAUAGUAGUAACGAUAUGCAAAAUAAACUGCUCUCAUCAACAAAAGCAGAAAGAGCAACUUCUCCAUCGCAUGAUGGAUUUACUUUUAAUUUCGUACCUGAUGCUGAAACCAACUCAAAAAGCAGCACAAGUUCUUCAUCUGGAUCUGGUGAAUCAAAGGAGGAGGAUGCUGAACCGGUUUAUGAGGAUGCAACUGGAAGGAAUUCAAACCCUCCACUGCCUCCAAAGAGAAGUUUAAGAAGGAAUGCGAACCGUUCUGUUAGUGUUUACAUUCCAGGCAAAUCAGGCGGCACACAAACUACGAGGCUAGAUCCUCCACAGAGGUCGGAGUCUGUCGACGACCAAGCCAUAUCUCGUCCUACAGUGGGAAGGCAAAUGUCCCUUACAGAAAGGCAGCAGAUUCGACAGUCUUCAGCUGCCAUUGUUGUAGUACCUUUAAAGCAGAGUCAAGUGGAUUUGCUAAAUGAAGAGCAAAAAUUACAUGGAGUAGGACUUGAUAUAAGUCCAAAAUCAGCACAUGCAAUUGCACUUAUUGAAAUGUUCAAUGGAGUCUGGAUUGCUGGCUGGGAUGGACGUCGUUUUCCAAGACUUGCUGAAAAGAUCCACAUUGGGGACCAGUUGAUAUCAGUGGAAGAUGUGAGAGUGACCAGUUCAGUCCAAGCAUCUAAGUUAUUGAAACAGACUCAAUCUCAACGUGUCACUUUUGUGGUCAAACGUCUCCCUUAUGCUACCAUUUUGGCUAUUCGUAGGAAUCACGAUAGGGAGAAUCUCGGUAUUACCAGAGAAGGAGGUACAGCAGAGAUCACCUAUGUGGAUCCGAAUGGCCUUGUGGCUAGAUGUGGUCUUCCAAAGCGAGCCAAGAUGGUGGAUGGCGUUGGUGAAUGUAACUGGAUGCUUACGGAAAUAAAUAGUAGAUCACUCAACUUCACAUAUAAAGGGGAGGAGAUUGAGAGAUUGCUGAAUGCUGUUGGGAGAGACAUCUCGAUUGUAGUACAACCUGUGGACUUUGUGAAACAAAUGAAAAAACAGCUAAAAAAACUGAAGAACUACAAAGAUUAUCUCUACUGA
This is a messenger RNA of Ylistrum balloti, 3321 nucleotides long. RefSeq lists its product as uncharacterized. The transcript has 9 exons. Gene Ontology annotation, molecular function: protein binding. Bases 1 to 3321 code for a protein of 1106 amino acids. The record is from RefSeq and is a predicted model, not a curated record. Lineage: Eukaryota; Metazoa; Mollusca; Bivalvia; Pectinida; Pectinidae. Gene Ontology annotation, cellular component: cytoplasm; plasma membrane.